Molecule: messenger RNA, 7743 nt
Organism: Phytophthora nicotianae INRA-310
Lineage: Eukaryota; Oomycota; Peronosporomycetes; Peronosporales; Peronosporaceae
Product: AGC/PKC protein kinase
Exons: 5
Coding region: 1-7743 (2580 amino acids)
Biological process (GO): protein phosphorylation
Cellular component (GO): cilium
Molecular function (GO): protein kinase activity; protein binding; ATP binding
Source: RefSeq, a predicted model, not a curated record
AUGACGCAGACGGGCAAGUGGCAGGUGCACUCGGACGACUAUGGCAACAUUUACUUCUACAACAGCAUCACAGGCGAAUCUGUGUGGGAAUUACCCGACGAAGAACCCGAAGUUUCAGGUGAGACCGUCGACAAUGCACACAAACCCAUCGACAUCGAGAAACCACGAGAACAGUACAGCGUCUACUCCGUCGCAGUUGGCGUGGCGGAUGUCAUGGUGAAAAUUAUCGAAAACAUUGAGAAAAAUGCCGAACAAGUGAAAAAAACAAAAGUUAAGCGGAAAUUCAUGUCACCCGUAGCGGAAAAGAGAUUCUUGAAAAACGCAGCAAAUGAUGAGAAGAAGAAGAAACAUCUUCAUGAUCGCACAGUCACAGCGUAUACGAAUAUUUUGAUACCAAAGAUUGGCACUGGAGGUUCAGAGGAGAGUAAAAAGCCACGAGAAGUGGGGAGUUUAUUUACUGCAGAGGAAUCACGAAGAUGGCAACAAGAACGUGAGUUAGAACGGGAAGUAAAACGACGAGCAGUGAGAAGAGUUCGAAGACAACACCAUGCGAAAGUCGAGUCGUUGCAGAAGCACCAGCACAUGUUGAUUCAGUUUCGUUCCGAUCUCAUGAAGUAUCUGCUUGGGAAGAUUAAGUGCAGUACCGAGUUACAGAAGCAACGAAUACUAUUGCUUACGACGCCGCAGAUGCUGGCGGAGAUGAAGGAACGCAAAAGAGAAAUGCAAAUGAAACUUGAGCCGGAAAUUGCCGAGAAAACGAUGGCUGAGGAGAGACUCUCUGAGUUGAAAUAUGACAAGAAUGUGCGCAAUGUUUUCGAUACAAUAGAUGAAGCUGGAACGGGCAAACUACACUUGCUUCAAAUCCUGUUUGGAGUCUUUUCAAAAGAGAAACCACAAAAGUAUGCCGCCAAAGUUCGAGGACUCGCUGAGCUUCUUGGCUCCCCAGAGUUGCAGCGAUUCUUAGUUGAUUUUGUGUCACAGGCUGACAAGAAGGAUGCUAUUGGUCCACAUUUGAUCACUGUAAGUGAGUUCCGAGAGUUUGUGAGUAUUUUAGAGGAGGUGCUGGAUCAUUAUGCUGGUGUUAAAGCAGCCGUUGAGGACGCCGAAAAUGAUAUUGCAGCGAUUAUAGCAGCAGCGUCGUCCGGUGGAGUAAGUCUUGCUCAAGCAAGAAUGGGGGCACUCUCAGCGAAGAAGAUCGAACAUGAACUUGCUGUCCUAAAAGAGCAUGAGGCGCAGCUAGAAGCUGCUCGACAACGAGAAAAGAAGAAAAGUUUUGGUGCAGAACGUGAGAGUUUUGUGGCACCGAAAGAAGAAUGGGAAAAAAACCAUCACCAUCGACUAAUUCGACUGGAAGAGAGUUCUCCCGUGUAUUGCUGUUUGUGUCGAAGGAGAAAAUGGGAACUGUGGAGAAGGGAACAAGAGGAAAUUGAGAGCGAAUACCGCAGUCACUGGCCUACAAUGCUAACGUUACGCGUGAAAGCUGAAGAGCUCCGCUUUGUUCAGGAGCGAGACGGAAAAAAUGGCAUUCCUAUCGAAAUAAUUGAACCAGCUCGACAAGAUAAGCAAGAACAAAACUCGAGUAUUGUGGAUACGAAGUACGAAAUCUCAUCCGAUAACGAUAAACCUCGACGAAGGGCUCACAAGAAGAAAGCCACACGAUCACCAAGAAAACAUGCCAAUGAACCGCCCACUUCUGAAGUGCCAGAGCGAGUGAAAGUGUUUGAAAAUGAAGAGCAAGAGCGGAAAUCAAUGUACAUCGAAGAGCGUCACAUGGUGAUCAUGCUCGAGCGCAAUCGACGGAUCCUUGAGCGUCCACUGCUGCGUAUUGAGGACGCUGCACAUGACGCUUUCAUUCGAUUGGUUGAGCACUGCGUGAAUCCGUCUGGAUGUCUAUUACGUCUUGAGUUUGAGCGUUGUUUAUCUUUCACCCCACCUCAUAAAAUGGUUCUCGCAGCCAGGGACAAUAGUGUGAAGUCCAAACGAUUAUCCAAACGCCUCGUUCUUCAAACAAUUCCAUGUCGGACAGAGAAAAUGGCGGGCUAUAUUUUUUCUCAAGUAGCAAACAUGCAGAAAACUCUACGAAGUCCCUUUGUAGCAGAGGUGGAGUCUGUGGAUAAGCACAUGUUUCAAUUGUUCUCAGAAUUGGGUCUACUCGUUGAAUGCCGGCCAGUUGUAUUCGUUGUAACAGAAUACUUCGACUGCGGCAGUUGGUUGAUUCAUUACCAAAGACAUUUCAUUAACGAAAAUGUCAAAUAUUCAGCAGUGGAGCAGCAUUUACGGAACGUAUUCCGAGAAGUUGCAUCCGGGCUAGCAGCUAUGCACAGUCUUGGUUUACUACAUUUGAAUGUCAACUUGGGGAAUGUCUACAUUGCCGGCAGCGCUGAUAACUCUAUCCACGUGAAAAUCGGCGGAUUAUCAGCGUGGAAACACGACUUCGAAGCUGCCAAUUUCCAAGAUUCCAACAUGCACGAUUGUUUCAACUAUAACUACGCACCACCCGAAGUCGUGAAAGAAGCUCAAAUCACAGCAAAAGCUGACUCCUGGAUGCUUGGUUGUGCAUUAUGCGAAGCUUUAUUCAUGUGGCAACGACAACAACUAAUCCUAUCGGCUCCAAACCAACCAGCACAAAGUACGCAAUCGCUCAUCUUCCACACCAAAAGCAUCGGUGAACUUCUUCAAAAACUCCCCAUCGCGACAAGCUCGUCCUUGAGAUCACUCCUUCGGAUGCUACUACAACCGAAUCCAGCCCAAAGACCUCAAAUGAAAGGCAUAAAUCGAAUCCUCUCGAUGACCAAAGAUCAUGCACAGAAGCUGACGCUCAAGGAACUGUUCCAAGCAGCGCAGCAGGACGAUUUCGAAGCAGUUCGGGACUAUCUCCAGGUCGUUCUCCAUGAUGAGUCUGAAUCCAACGCUCAGAGUUCGAUCCAGUCGAUCGUAGAGCCGAAAACCAACAACUCGUUACUGCACUAUGCCUGUGAUAAUGGUAACGUGGACGCGUGCAAGUAUUUGCUCAUGUGCGAAGGCUUUGCCACAGCCUUUCUCAAUGAGCCCAAUGCCUUUGGACACACUCCUUUGUUCUACGCUGCGAGUAGUGGUAACCUCUCACUGGUCAAGUGGCUCGUCUCGAACGGAGCAGAUAUUGAUACGGACUAUAGUGAUCGCGGUGAUAUUGAGCCUCGAGAUGAAGAUCUGGGGAUAUUUACACCAUUACAGAUCGCCAGCUUUAGAGGCCAUGAAGACGUCGCGAACUUUCUUGUUGAGUGCAAUGCUGAACUGUCCGGUACUCGGAGGAACAGUAAGACGCCGCUACAUUUUGCCAGUGCCCAAAACCACCCAGCGAUCGUCAAGUUAUUGAUCGAAGCAGGAGCUGAUGUUCACGCCUGUGACGGUGACGGGAGAACGCCCGUGGACGUGGCUCAUAGUGCUGUGUUGCCAUUGUUACUCCCAGAUGAAUAUGAUGUACAGAAUGAGGAUAAUGAUCUAGAAACAGGCUCAGGAGAUAAUGACGAUGACGACGAGUUUGAAGGAGAUGACAAAACUAAAGGGGGAAUGGAAAGUGUGAAAAGUGCCUUCGGAGCUGAAAUAGCUAGAGCUUUUAGGAGUAAAGCGUGGAAGACCCGCGUCGCAGCGAUCAAUGAUGCCAGUAUGUGUUUCCAGAAUGUUUUCAAAGGGAAGAAACUCGUGAAAAUGUUUGAUGGCGCAUGUUUCAUGAUGGAAAUCGCUCUCCAAGAUGCUGUUUCACAAGUGGCUUCGAGCUGCUGUACGUCGCUGCUGAAGAUUGCAUUUAAUGCGGUGAUGAGUGACAAAGACUUCCAUACUAAAGGGUUUCAUGAGGAACGUCCAGUGCUUCAGCGUAUUGCGACUGCGUUGCUGCUAAGAGGAGCAGGUUCGAAUGAGAAAGACUCGAGCGAAGCCGUGUCAUCACUGCUUUUCUUGAUCUGUAAGAGCACAGAUAUCACGCGAUAUUUGACGCUACAGAUUUCACAAAUGAUGAUGUCGUCUACGACGCCACCGCUGUCUCCAAGUCAGAAUAGUACCGAGCCGUCUGUAUCCAACACGAACGUAUCGCGGCGUCAUCAGCUCGUGGCGAUUAAGGUCCUUACCGCGAUUACCAACCAGUAUCGGUUGGACGAGAAGACUAGCGGGUUAAGCUUCGCUGACGCUCUGAAAAUCAGUAUGGUGGGGUUAGAAAAUUCCAGUGUUCACGUACGAACAGCUUCGAUCGAUCUGUUGGUACAGUGCCUUGUAAUUCGAUGUGAAGAGUCUGGAAUGAAGGGGACAACUGAUGGGAUUUAUGAGCACACGAAGAAUUGGUGUGAAUCUCUGUUUAAACAACAGAACCAACAGUUAAAACCCUCUAUUCAAGCCAAGAUCAACACUGGACUGAAGAAUGCUCUUCAAAAGAGUAAACGGUUGUCUAACAGAGCUGAUGAGUCUUCAGACACGGAUGGUCGGAAUGGGAUUGACAACAGUAAUACUGCUGCUUUUGACAUCCGCACAGCGAUGCUCUCACCGCGUACUAAAGCCUCUCAACGAGAAGAUGAUCUACCGUACGCAGAGCCCAUCCAAGGACAGAAUAAAGACCUCGCAGGUGACAUGCUGGCAUGUUUUGGAGAAAAGGCGACGCGGUGUUUAUUCUCAAAUGCAUGGGCUCCUCGAGUCGAGGCUUUGAGCUACUUGCAGUACUUGGUGGAGACGCGUCAACUCUCGUUUGCCAGUCAAAAUGCAUCCCGUCGAACUCUCGUAAGUGCGAUGCAAACGACACUAAUGCAGGCGCUUCAGGAUCGCGUCAACUCGGUCUUUGAGGCUGGAGUUUCGCUGCUCAUGGAGGUUAGUAUCGCGUGCGAGGGUGCAGUGGCUUCUCCUACGGAUGUGAACGUUGUACACGACUUGAUACGUCCAUUGAUCCCUCGUCUACUGGUUAAACUCGGAGACUCCAAGAACCGACUACACGUUGCAACAGAAGAUGCCUUGCUGCUGUUAUCCCGACAGGCUUCUUGUAUCGGUCCGGUAUUUCUACUGGAAGAACUGAUAGCAUGCGACCGUAACUCGUCUCCACAAACACUAUCAGCCACGUACUUGACCAACAAAAUGGCUCUCGUGUCGAAGCUGAUGCUGGAAUUCGGUAUCAUCGAGAGCUCGGAUGACGAAGGGCUGUUGCCGAUUCGAAACAUGCUGCAACUUGCACUACAAGUCUGUGAGCACAAGGACCAGAAUGUGCGUCAGAUGUCGCUGCAGAUUGUGGCUGACACGAUGCAAGUGGCUCGUAGUGCCGCGAUGCCGUUUCUAGACGCUCUAGCUCGGUCUUCUCGCCAGAAACUCAUCUCUAAACUGGUGGAAAGAGGCGUGAUGGAGUCCGAUAUGCUCAUGGAUGAGGUGGAUGACUUCGAUAUCCCCACCGAAACGGCUCGACCUGGUACUUCAGGGACGAUUCGUCCGCCUACUGCCUCUGGAUCGUCCACGAAACAUCGACCAGUACUCACUAACCCUUCACUAUCUGCAACUAGUUCUUCACAAUCGAGCAGUGCAGCUCAGUCUCAAUCUGUUCAGCUUCCUUAUGGUACAGCAUUAACCACUGAGCAGAGGAAAAUGUUCUCUAACAUCAUUCAAGGCUUUGGAGAAGAACUGGUGCGUUGUCUACUGGACAAGGCGUGGGCUCAGCGUGAGGCUGCAAUUCGAGAAGUCGAACGCCAAGUUUUGUGUUGUGCCAGCGGUCGAGUGGUUAAUGACUCUGCUCUGCCAAAGACACUGGAGGCACUUGGGAUGCUGGCUCAGAUGCUCGAAAUCGGCUUGAACGACACGGUCGCUCGUGUUUUCCAGUGCGCCUUGCGCUUGUUUCAAGUCAUAGCUGCCGAGUUCUUGCCUUUGGUGUCUUCGGAGAAUCAAUAUGUGGAUGAAAUCUUGGAGAAUGUGGUGGGUCUGGUGCUACAGAAGCUGGGAGAUACCAAGCAACGACUACGACAAGACUGCUUUACGCUGUUGCACUCAAUGGCGUCUCUAACACACGUUGGCCACGCUCGGAUGUGUAAAAUGCUGGCUGAAAAGUACCAGCAGCUAACGUCUUCAUCAAGCGCUGUAGCAUCUUCUCCACUGGUUAUCGGAGAGCUGUUGAGGUUGUUCACGAUGCUAGUAAGAGAGGCGCCAGCGGGUGAGAACCACGAACAACCAGAGGUGUCACGUAUCUUGGGUAUCGUCAUAUCAGCAUUGGAAAACAAACACGUUGAUGUACGCAAUGCUGCUAUUACAACGUACGUGACCAUCUAUGAAGCCACAAAUGGCGGCACGAACGAUUCGUAUGGCGAAGUGGAUCUCAACAGCUUCUUAGCUGAGCUUAAGCCUUCGAUCCGAGAGACUAUCACACGUAGUGUGGUGCAGAUAACCAAGACGCUUCCAAGUUCCAUGAGUAGAGAGAACGACGAUAGUAGCCGAUCAGAGAUUGAGAGCGGGAGGAAGCUGCAGAGAGUGCUGGGUGCCGAUGCUCACAAGCUCCAGCAGAUUUGUACUGCAGAAAUCACUGAACUGCUUACGUCUCCGACUGAUAGUCGUGUUCAACGGUGUCUUGGGGUUGAUAAACUGGUGGAUUAUCUCGUAGAUUCCUCUCCAGAUAUGGCAUUCAAAGGCGCUUGGGAGACUUGCUGUCUUUUGGUCAAGCAGCUCACUCUGGACGCGGCACCUACUGUCUGCUUGGCUGCAUUUGACUUGCUUCAACUACUCGUUGACCCUCCGACUCAAAAUGCAAGCUAUGCAAUUCCAUGGGGAGAGUGGGGAGUGCAUCUCGUACUGGGUUCCACGAUCCGUAGUGUUGUACAGCAAAGCGCUAGUGAGAAUGUUCGGGUCCGCCUGAAAGUACGAGAUAUACUGCGUCUUGUGGCGGGUAAAAGUGCUGUAGGGAAGAAUGCUGUCUGUAACGCUAUCCUCAGUGCUCCAGAGCAAAGUGAUAUGAGUGGCAGUGCUGGAGAAUCGAUAGUAGCAAGGAAAAUCGCUUUCACUAAGCUACGCUGGCAACUGACUCUGCGACUGGAACUUCUUUAUGAAUUUCUAGUUGUUAUUGAUAGCAGUGGAGAAGGAGCACUUUCAAGCUGGCGCAAACCAACCGGUCGAGGCGCAAAAUCAUCGUCAGAGCCACUAGGCUUGGAGAACGUUGUGCCAUUCCUUGGAUCGUGUAUGACGCAUCCGAGUCCAAUGAUAAAGACUGCGUCGAUCAAAAUCGUGCGAUUCUUACGCUCUACAAGUGAAGAACAGUUCAGUUCUUUUAUCCAAGCUAGCUGUUCAGCAGCUUUGCAGCGAAGACUCCAAGCUCUCAUGGCUCAAGCGGCAAGAAACGACGACGAAGGCAACAAUGCAGAUCACUUCGACGCAGAUAGAACGACCUGCGUACGUGGAAGUCGUGCCUCACAUGUACGACGAGUUGCUGCGUUACGCCCUCCGCGGUCGGUUCCUGUUGAGGAGACGCAGAUGAUGGUAGAUGUAUUCCCGCCACCGAAUUCAGCUCCCGGAAUUAGUCGACGAAUCGCUGGAGCCGACGACGAUGACUCCAUGAACGAUGGAAGUCGCAAAUCGAAGCAGCAGCCAAUUUGGCUUGAAAAAUCCGGUUCCAAGGGAUUAAGCAGGAAAGCAGGUUCGAUGUCCUUCGACGACGGUGAGCCGGAGGGACCCGUCUUGGUUGGUGGUGGAGUAGCUGGACUUAUGAAAGCGAGGCGAAAGACCCCACUUCGUGGAAAUAAUGACGACGUGAAGGCCUAA